Messenger RNA from Bicyclus anynana (squinting bush brown), 4240 nucleotides. It is a transcript of the gene CCT3, whose product is annotated as T-complex protein 1 subunit gamma. Gene Ontology annotation, molecular function: ATP hydrolysis activity; ATP binding; ATP-dependent protein folding chaperone. The transcript has 12 exons. The coding region runs from base 127 to 1746 and encodes 539 amino acids. Gene Ontology annotation, cellular component: chaperonin-containing T-complex. Gene Ontology annotation, biological process: protein folding. The record is from RefSeq and is a predicted model, not a curated record. NCBI's taxonomy places the organism in Eukaryota, Metazoa, Arthropoda, Insecta, Lepidoptera, Nymphalidae.
AUUUUUUUUAAUAGCAACAUUUUUAGAAGUCACUUCACCACGCGAUUUGUGAUUGAAUUUCUUUUGUGGGAAUUUAAGUUUAUUCAGUUUUGCAUUUCGAUAGUCAAAUAAAUUUACCAAAUCAAAAUGUAUGGACAACAACCAAUUAUAGUUUUGAGCCAAAACACAAAACGUGAAUCGGGCCGGAAAGUUCAAUUGGAGAAUAUUACUGCUGGAAAGACGAUAGCAGACGUUAUACGAACAUGCCUCGGACCGCAGGCUAUGUUAAAAAUGCUGAUGGACCCCAUGGGAGGCAUCGUAAUGACGAAUGACGGCAACGCCAUCCUCAGAGAGAUCACUGUGCAGCACCCUGCAGCUAAAUCCAUGAUAGAAAUCGCUAGAACUCAAGACGAAGAGGUUGGGGACGGCACAACAUCUGUGAUAGUGCUAGCCGGAGAGAUGCUAGCAGUGGCAGAGCAGUUCCUCACACAGAAUAUCCACCCCACAGUGAUCAUAAGGGAGUACCGGCAGGCGCUGGAGGAUGCCAUCAAACUGUUGCAGGACAAGAUCUCCGUACCUAUUGACCUUAACGACAGGGACAAGCUUAAGGAAGUGAUCCGAUCCUGUGUUGGUACAAAGUACAUUGGCCGCUGGGCGGACCUGGCUGUUGACAUUGCAUUAGAUGCUGUCAACACAGUCACUAUUAAUGAUAAUGGACGAAUUGAAGUAGAUAUCAAAAAUUACGCAAAAGUGGAGAAGAUCCCCGGCGGCACGGUGGAGGAGUCCAAGGUGCUGAACGGCGUGAUGGUCAACAAGGACGUGACGCACCCCAAGAUGCGGCGCUACAUCGACAACCCGCGCAUCAUACUGCUGGACUGCCCGCUCGAGUACAAGAAGGGCGAGAGCCAGACCAACAUUGAGAUCGUCGGCGAACAGGACUUCACGAAACUGCUUCAACUGGAAGAGGAGCACGUACAGCGACAGUGCGAGGAGAUCAUUGCGCUGAAGCCUGAUGUGGUGAUGACUGAGAAGGGAGUCUCGGAUCUGGCCCAGCAUUACCUGGUUAAAGCUGGCAUCACCGCUGUCCGCAGGUUACGCAAAACGGACAACAACCGCAUUGCGCGCGCGUGCGGAGCUACCAUUGUCAACCGCACGGAGGAGCUGAAGGAGGCUGACGUGGGCACGCAGGCGGGCCGCUUCGAGAUCAAGAAGAUCGGCGACGAGUACUUCACCUUCAUCACCGAGUGCAAGAACCCCAAGGCGUGUACGAUCCUACUGCGCGGCGCGUCCAAGGACAUCCUAAAUGAGAUCGAGAGGAAUCUGCAGGACGCGUUACACGUCGCCAAGAAUUUGGUGCUGAACCCGCGGCUGGUGGCGGGCGGCGGCUCGGUGGAGAUGGCGGUGUCAGCGGCGCUGUCGGCCAACGCGCCGCACUCCACGCCCUACCGCGCCGUCGCGCAGGCGCUCGAGAUAAUUCCGCGCACGCUGGCGCAGAACUGCGGCGCGAACACGAUCCGCACGCUGACGGCGCUGCGCGCGCGGCACGCGGCGGGCGCGGGCGCCGCCGGCAUCGACGGCGAGACGGGCGAGAUCGUCGACAUGGCCGCCAAGGCCAUCUGGGAGCCGCUCGCCGUCAAACUGCAGGUAUACAAAACAGCGGUGGAGACAGCGAUCCUGCUCCUCCGGAUCGACGACAUCGUGUCGGGCUCCAAGAAGAAGAACGCGGAGCCGACCGCGCCCGCGGAGGCCGCCAUGAUGCAGGAAUAAGCGCUUUGUUGCAUGCUCAGAGAUGUUUGUGUUGUCCUAUCUCGGAAACCUUGCCUUUGGAUGAAUGACAGGGUAAUUUUAUGCGUUUGUGUUCCAGCACAGUGGAAAUUGUGUAAACAACACAGUGUUACUAAGUCCUUGUCCAGAAGGGUCGAAUUCGUCGCGAAUCGUAUCGCGCGAAUUCAUACGCGCGUUGUCGAAGUACUAGACAUCAAAAUACGCGCGUAAAUUGCGUGCACUACGCCAGACUCGACGCGCGCUUGUUUCUCGCGUAUUGCGCGCGAGUCGAGAUACUAGGGACGCUUUGUUGCGUCCAGUUAACGCGCGAACUCUAGAGCGAACUCCAUAUUUCGUACUGAAUUAUUCCCCAAAUGCUCGCGCGUUGGUACGCCUACCUUGUAGACGCAACGGUAAUUCGCGCGAGAGAAUCGCGCGCGCAUUCGCCCUUUUUGGACUGAGCCUCAAUGGAGACAUGGCUUGAGUUUUAAAAUGCGUGCUGCCAUCUGCAAGGCACAGUAAAACAGUGUUUGUUAUUUUAAACUACCACUAGAUGGCGUUUACAAAGAACUUUGAAACAAUCUCUUUUUAAUUGAACACUAAGGACGUGUUGCUAUGCAGUUAUGCCUAAGGCCCAUAGAUGGCGGUUUUUUUUUUUAAAUUUUGUACAGUAUGAAAUACUAAACAUACUAAUUUUUUUUAAUCCAGGGACUUAGUGUCUGAGUCUUCUUGGUGUUGGUCGAAUCUUUUCGCUAUAAGACCAUUGAUUGAUACUACUAUCGGAUUAAAAUUAAUUGUUGAUUGAAAUUGAAAAAAAAACGUGUGCGUCUCGGGACGCUCGGCAGAUAUGAUAACUUAAACCUGUCGCCGUAUGUGUGAGAGAAUGGGAAGCCAAAGUGGCGCCGUAACGCGUUACGUUACGAAGCGGUUUACCCUCCUAUAAGAAGUUGUUGCUUAGUAAUUUGUUGACUUGUUGGUUUAAACAAUAUUACUUCUUUGCUGAUGCUCAUUCAGUGUGAAACUCAAUGUACUUUCAUCCAAAAAAUUCAAACAUCUCUGAUUAUGGACAUUUUAGCAAUAAAUAAAUAUUUUAUUUUUACAAUGUAAUAAUUUGUUUCAUUCAGAAUAUGGUCAAGCACACCUUAAUAAUAGUUUUUUUCAUAUGAAACAAAUGAUUACAAUAAUUAACAUUUGCAACGUAUUAACAGAGGCCUUCUGUGUUGAUUGUGUUAGGUACAUGCUAGGAGUGAACGGUGUCACCAUAAUGUAUGAUGCACACUAAAAACAUUUUCAACUAGUGAAUAAUUGAAUUAUUUUGCUUUUAUCCGCGAAAAAGCUACAAAUCGUAAGUAAAAGGUAGUUUUUAAUGUUACCGGCAGUGGCGUACACCAGGUUCUUAAUUAGGGUAUGCACUUUAAGUAAAAAUUGGAAAAUUCAAAGAGGAUUUUGACGGCUUCCGUGGCGCAGUGGUAUGCGCGGUGGAUUUACAAGACGGAGGUCCUGGGUUCGAUCCCCGGCUGGGCCGAUUGAGGUUUUCUUAAUUGGUCCAGGUUUGGCUGGUGGGAGGCUUCGGCCGUGGCUAGUUACCACCCUACCGGCAAAGACGUACCGCCAAGCGCGAUUUAGCGUUCCGGUACGAUGUCGUGUAGAAACUGAAAGGGGUGUGGAUUUUCAUCCUCCUCCUAACAAGUUAGCCCGCUUCCAUCUUAGACUGCAUCAUCACUUACCAUCAGGUGUGAUUGUAGUCAAGGGCUAACUUGUAAAGAAUAAAAAAAAAAGAGUAUGUACGAGUAUUCUGUGAUCCAACAUAGGUUUAUAUUGAGUCCUUAAGGUAGACAGUGCAUUUUUGCAUCUAUGAAUUGCAUGCCACAGGUUACCGGUACUACUUUCUUUGUAAACCUGCUUUCUGAUGAAUAAAUAAAUUAUUAUUAUUAUUAUUACUUAGACCUGUAGGUCUAGCACGCGACCAACUAGUCUCUUUCUGUUGACAAGUCUAUUUCUCUUCACGAGACAUGUCGGUGGUCGCAUGUUAGGCCUACGGGCGUGAAAUGGACCAUAUCCUUUGUUUUUCUGUUUUUCGUCAUGCUCACAAUGAUAUACUGCAAAGUAUUUUUUUAAUACAAAUGUGGGGUGCCAACUAAAAAUAAUUUAUACUCAGAGGCACAAUUAUUCGCCCAUUUAACAUACUCGCGUCAUAUUAAAGUGGGCGGAUAGUUGUGCCUCUGAGUAUAGUUUUAACGUCACGUUUUCGCGGUAAACUGCAAAAAAAUUUUGUUAUUAUUUUACAUUUGGACUUGCUAAAGUUCAAAUGCUCGCUUAUAAUCAAUAUGAUGCCUUAAAAUACUUAUAUUUACUAUAACGUGGUAGUAUUGUUUAGAUAUGUUUAGUUUCGUUAUUUAUGUCACAAGUGUGUCGUCUAACAUCGCUAGCGCGUUUAUGUUCGAGAAUGCUAUUUUUAAACGGAUGAAAAUAAUAGUAUUAAAAAUUGUAAUAUCUA